CGUGGCUGCGGAGGGGUCCGUUCCGACCGUGCCCCCCGCCCCGCCCCGGAGGCUGUGGGGACCGCUGGGCCGUUCUCCAGCGAGGAUGGCCCUGGGUGGUGACGGCCUCUGCCCGCAGGUUUCGAUCCGAGCCCUGGGCCGGGCCGUGUCCCCGCCGGGGAGGGGACAGGUCACAGGCCCUGAGGAUGUCGGACGGGAUCCUGAGUAAGGCAGCCACCAUGGAGAUCCCCAUCAGCAGCAACGGGGACACCAGCAGCCUGCCCGAGGACGAUGGCCUGGAGCAGGACCUGCAGCAGGUGAUGGUGUCGGGACCCAACCUGAAUGAGACCAGCAUUGUGUCAGGCGGCUAUGGGGGAACAGCUGAGGGCAUCAUCCCCACCGGCACCAUCAAAGCCCCCCCGUUUCCAGGCUCUAUUGUUCACCCUCACCCCCCCCGAGGACCACCGGUGCCCCCCAGCGCGCCCGCUGCCCGUAGGAUGGCCCGCCCGGCCGCUGCUCCCGCAGGCCCCGGGCUGCACCCACCAUCCCCCGGACCCCCAGCUGGUGGAGAGGAGGUUGUGCGUGGCAUUGCCGUUGAGAAGUUUGACAUUGUCAAGAAGUGGGGGAUCAACACCUACAAGUGCACCAAGCAGCUCCUCUCAGAGCGGUUCGGACGGGGGUCCCGCACGGUGGACCUGGAGCUGGAGACUCAGAUUGAGCUGCUGCGUGAGACCAAGCGCAAGUACGAGAGUGUCCUGCAUCUGGCACGGGCACUCACAGCCCAUCUCUACAGCCUCGUACAGACCCAGCACGCCUUGGGGGAUGCCUUUGCUGACCUCAGCCAGAAAUCCCCUGAGCUCCAGGAAGAGUUUGGGUACAACGCGGAGACGCAGAAGCUGCUGUGCAAAAACGGGGAGACGCUGCUGGGUGCUGUCAACUUCUUUGUGUCCAGCAUCAACACGCUGGUCAACAAGACCAUGGAGGACACGCUUAUGACAGUCAAGCAGUAUGAGACAGCCAGGCUGGAGUAUGAUGCGUACCGCACGGACCUGGAAGAGCUGAGCAUGGGCCCACGCGAUGCCGGCGCUGUGAGCCGCCUGGACGCAGCCCAGAGCCAGUUCCAGAGCCACAAGGACAAGUACGAGAAGCUGCGGGCGGAUGUGGCCAUCAAGCUCAAAUUCUUGGAGGAGAACAAGAUCAAGGUGAUGCACAAGCAACUGCUGCUGUUCCACAAUGCCAUCUCUGCGUACUUUGCUGGGAACCAGCAGCAGCUUGAGCAGACCCUCAAGCAGUUCAACAUCAAGCUCAAGACCCCCGGCACCGAGAAGCCCUCCUGGCUGGAGGAGCAGUGAGCCCCCCGUGCCCCCCGGAUGGAGGAGCACACAUGGACCUCAGUUGCGGCCAGGGGCUUGUGGGGGCCACAACCCAGGCCUGGUCUUGGAUGGGGGGGGGCCACCAGGUGUGGGGAGCUGUCUGGGACCUCCCAUCCCACAGCCCCUCCUCAGGGCAGGGUGCAGCAGCUCCUCAGCACAGACCCCACACAGCAGACAGCUGGAGCCCCCCUGCUCCUGACACUCCUAAGGGGCUGGGGACACCCCACUCACCUUGGGGUGAGCCAGGACCUUCCACUGUCCCCCUCUGCCUCCCUGGGGCAGGAUGAGGGUGCACCCCUCCCAGGCCCACUGCCAACUUCCACCCAGAGAGACCCCUGCCCUGUGGCACAGUGGAGCUGGGUGGGGGCAGCACUGGAAAAGCCAGGUUCCCCCUGUGUCAGGGCAGGGCUGUGGGGCCUCCCCGCUGCACCUGGCACCCAGGUAGGCUCCUGCUCUGCCCUCCAGUGCCAGGGACACCCUGGCUCCCUCCAGGCCAUUCACAGGUGUUUCCAGUGUGGCUGCUCUUGCACUCCUGAUUCACAGGGCGCUGCACCCCCCAAAGACCCCCCUGCCUCCCUGGGGCAUCCUGGGUGGGCUGGUGAUAGGUCCCUGUGCCCUGCAGCUAGUGGCAGGGGGGAGUUGCUGGCCUGGUCCCCGGGAAGAGGGCAGGGGGCUCCAAGCAGGGACCAAACGUCAGUGGAGGCACAGGGGGGAGCACGCGUGCCCGUGCAUGUCCGUGUGCGGGGCAUGUGUGUCCUGGGGCUGGGGUCCUGCCAGGGUUCACCCCCACCCCACAAGGGGCCCCCUGCCCACCCCUGCACAUGGGCACUUUCUCCUGAGACAAAACUGUUGGUUUUUCUUGCUCAUUAAUUUAAUCCAUAAUUUAAUGUCGGGAUCCGACUUCCCCCUGCCCCGCCCUGGUGACGGUCUGACCCCCCCAACUCCCUGACUUCUGUAAAACCCCGAAUAAAUGGUACAGAUCA
Pseudopodoces humilis (Tibetan ground-tit) is the source of this 2335-nucleotide messenger RNA. The record is from RefSeq and is a predicted model, not a curated record. Lineage: Eukaryota; Metazoa; Chordata; Aves; Passeriformes; Paridae.